CAGGCGCUAAAUCUGUUGUCUGUAGCCUCCAUACUUUGAUAAAUAUGGUUGUGACAACUCGCUUAGACUAAGUUUAAGUUUGGUGUAUUCAAAUGCAAAAUAAUCCAGAGACGAGAUAGACCAGGCCGACCUAGCGCGAGCCCCCGUGCAGUUGUCACAUCUCGCGUGGCGGGUCAUGCUAAGAAAACGCUUUACUUUGCUAACUGAGCUCUGCACCGCUAACCAUCUGACGUUAGCAUUUUUUUUGCGAUUCUAUCAUGACAAGUCUUCCACAAAACAACUUAAAAGAACAGCUGGCGAGACACAGCAAUGCUGCUCAAAGCAAGGUGUCUCUGGCGAAGCCCAAAACGGGGGCUUUUUCUUUCAAAAAGAAGACCUCAGCAGGUACCACCAAAGUUGAAAUCCCGACCAAGGUAAUCAGCACUAAUCCUUUGGCAAACAGGAAUAUCAAUGUCCCUAAGAACAGUUUGGUGACUAAAUCUACUCUGACAUUUUCAAACAAGCUUGAUGGUCCUCAAAAAUCCAAAAACAACAGCUUCUUUCCUGUAAGCUCAAAAGGCAAGUCAGACUCCAGCUCAGACGGGAACUGUUCUGCUGGGCAGGCUCCUUCAGCACUGUCCGCUAUUAAGGUGACACCGACUCUAACUAAAUCUGACAACCAGUCUGCUCGUGGCACACGUGAAAGCUCCUUAAGUGGGGAUGCAUCUCUUGGAAUCAUGAUGGAUGACUGGGAUGAUUUUGAUGAUUUUGAAACUCCAAACAAAGGAAAAAAUGACUCAUUUGGCUCAGGACUAUCAGGCAAGAGCAAAAACCCAUCGUUAUCCCUUAGUGAAGAAAAGAAGCAGGACAGUUGUGAAAACAAGAGUGGCCCUUUCAGAAGGGAGAAAUCUGGUUUAAAAAAGGAUAAGCAUGAGGACAUUCACAGCAAAGCCACACUGUCACCAGGACCUGGUAUGAAUCCAGACCCAGAUGGGUCUGAAGUUGAGGAUUCUCCAGUUAAAAUGACCAGAAGACGCCUUCCUCCUCCUCCUGUGUUGUCUGUCCUGAGUGAUAGUGAAGAGGAAGAUUAUGUUGUGUUGGAGCCCUCUAAAUUAAAUACAGAAAAGAAAACCCUGGUUGACCCAAAGGUAAUAGAGCUCAACAACUCAGAACCAGAAGAGGAACUUGAUUACAUUCCCCCAUCUCCCAUCCCGGAUGAGAUUUCUUACACUUCUGCUUCUGCUUUGGAGAAAAGACCUUCCUCAGCUGACACUCAGAGCAGAGAGACUGUUGUCCACUCUGAGAAGCCCAUAUUAACACGUGAUCCACCCCCUAAUAACCAAUCAAAAGACAAAACAGAUGAUCAGCUCUUCAGUAUCAUGGAGUCCAUUUGUGCUUUGGUUGAUUCAGUCCCUGAACAUGAACUAAUAGCUUUGUCUUGUGGAAAUGAGCUUCUAUUGAAGAGGGCUCAGAGGAAGAGGGUUCUUGCAACUGGUGGGGACAGUUUAUUAAGGAUGCAGCAGCCAGACAGCACUGUGAUGUCUGAGCCCAUGAAAGAAAAAUCUUUUAGUUGUGAAACAACUGACAGGUCAGCCAGCAGCUUUGCACCCAUGGACUCUAAGAAGGCUCCUCAGAUCCGGAGGUCUUCAGUGAUAUCUGUGGACUACAACUCUGAUCAGUCUGACAGUAUCAUUAAUGUAAAACCUGCGAAAAAAACAGACAGCAGGCAUCUAUAUGUGAACAUUGAUAGUGUCUGUGACUCUCCAUUAACCCACAGCCUUACAAAUCCAUCUUUGAAUUUCACUGAGAAAACACAUACGUCCCUCGAUGAUUCAGAUCUGUUCUUCUCAGCCAAGAAACCAGAGCCUGUCAUUCAGAGAAAACCUAGAACCCAGGCAAACAUUUUAGCAACAGAAGACGUAGAACGUGAUGACUUUUACGAUGACGACUUUGACAUAGAUGACUUUAAUGACUCUGACAUCCCAGAUUAUUUUGAUGAACCCCAAACCUUGACCACAACUGUGAGAGAGGGGGGACCAAGCAAAUCUACAUGGGAAAGAAAACCAACAACACCUGUGUCUGCACCAAAGCCUGCAAAUGUCUGCUCUCCAGAACCAACCUUCAGAAACCCGGCUCAUGAUCGAUUCAGAGGUUUCAACUUCCCCUACUCCCAGGAAAUGAUGAAGAUUUUUCACAAACGUUUUGGUCUUCAUCAGUUUAGGUUUAAUCAGCUAGAAGCAAUUAAUGCAACACUACAAGGAGAAGACACGUUUGUUUUGAUGCCCACAGGUGGUGGCAAGAGUCUGUGCUACCAGCUGCCUGCCUGCGUGUCACAAGGAGUCACUGUGGUCAUCUCCCCACUCAAAUCCCUCAUCGUGGACCAGGUCCAGAAACUUACCACACUGGAUAUCCCUGCAACAAGUCUGUCUGGUGAUAAAAGUGACAGUGAGGCAAGCAGGAUCUACAUGCAGCUCUCCAGGAAAGACCCCAUCAUUAAACUGCUCUACAUUACUCCUGAAAAGGUAACUGCCAGUAACAGAUUGGUCUCCGCCCUGCAGAACCUCUUUGAAAGAGGCCUUCUGUCUCGGUUCGUCAUAGAUGAGGCCCAUUGUGUCAGUCAGUGGGGCCAUGAUUUCCGACCAGACUACAAGAGGUUGCAUGAACUUCGCCAGAAGUUCCCCAGAGUGCCAAUGAUGGCUCUGACAGCCACCGCCACUCCUCGAGUUCAGAAAGACAUCCUCAACCAGCUGAACAUGACUAAACCACAGGUGUUUACCAUGAGCUUCAACAGAACAAACUUGAAGUACGCUGUGCUGCCAAAGAAACCAAAAAAGGUUGACGAAGACUGCAUCAACUGGAUCAAAAAGCACUACCCACGUGACUCUGGUAUUGUAUACUGCCUGUCCCGUAACGACUGUGAUGCCAUGGCUGAGAGUCUGCAGAGAUCAGGGAUUUUAGCUCUGUCAUAUCAUGCAGGCCUGAGUGAUGGUGACAGAGAAUACGUGCAGACUAAAUGGAUCAAUCAGGAUGGCUGCCAGGUGAUCUGUGCCACCAUUGCCUUCGGCAUGGGCAUUGAUAAGCCUGAUGUGCGCUAUGUGAUCCAUGCCAGUCUGCCCAAGUCAGUAGAGGGGUACUACCAGGAGUCUGGUCGAGCUGGCAGAGAUGGAGAGAUCUCUCACUGUAUUCUCUUCUACUCUUACACUGAUGUCCAUCGCAUCAAAAGGAUUAUCAGCAUGGACAGAGAGGGUGACAGACAUGCCAAGGCAACACAUUUCAACAACCUUCACAGCAUGGUGCACUUCUGUGAGAACUUGAUGGAGUGCAGGAGAAUUCAGCUGCUGGCGUACUUUGGGGAGCUGAAAUUCAACAAAAACUUCUGUAAGGAACACCCAGACGUUACCUGUGACAACUGUGCCAAACCCACUCAAUACAAAAUGAGAAAUGUUACUGAGGACGUGAAGAAGAUUGUGAGGUUUGUUCAGGAGAACUGUGAGAAAGUUGGAGCGCGGUUUGGAAAGACAGCUCAGCAAAAUCGACUGACACUGAAUAUGCUGGUGGACAUCUUUAUCGGAUCCAAAGCUGCCAAGGUACAGACAGGAAUGUUUGGGAUGGGAGGAGCUUACUCCAGGCAUAAUGCUGAUCGUCUCUUCAAGAAACUUGUCCUGGACAAAAUCCUGGAGGAGGACCUCUACAUCACCAACAAUGGCCAAGCUGUGUCUUAUAUCUCUGCUGGACCAAAAGCCAUAAAUGUUGUUUCAGGAAGCAUGCAGGUGGAGUUCUAUGAGACGGAGAGUGCGUCCAGCAUCAGGAAACAUAAAGCUGCUGUUAACAAGAACGUCUCACAGAGAGAGGAGAAGGUUCAGGAGUGUCUGAAGGAGCUGACGGAUCUGUGCAAGCAGCUGGGAAAAGCAUUUGGCGUCCACUAUUUCAACAUCUUCUCCACUAAUUCUCUGAAAAAGAUAGCUGAGAAGCUCUCCUCUGAUCCUGAAGUCCUCCUUACAAUCGAUGGUGUGACGGAAGACAAACUGGACAAGUACGGAGCUGAAAUCAUGCAGGUCCUACAGAAAUACGCAGAGUGGCAGCUGCCUGCAGAGGAGCCAGCUAACAGCGCUGCAGACAGUUGGAUAGACACGACACGAGGCCGCACCGUUGUGGAUUAUGAUGAUGACGAUGAUGACACAGAGUCCUCCAGCUACUUCCGUAACCAGGCCCAACAGGGACAAAAGAGGAAGAAAGCUCCGUUCUUCAAGUACUCAAAGAAGAAAAAAUCAUACGGCAACACAAGUGUCAACUCCAAAGGUCGUGGCUACAGUGGCAACAAAUCUUGGUCAUCGUCUAGCUCCAGAGGAGGAUCAAAAGCUGCAGGCCGGGGGUCCAGGAGUUCAGCAGGAGAGUCAUCAGCAGGCAGGAGACCAGGAAUCUUGUCCGCCCCCACCCCUCAGAGUAACUACAGACCCUUCUUGAAACCGAGCUUCUCUCACUUGAGCUAGAGACGACUUCUGGGUCUGACCUCUGAAGAUGGAAAACUACUUUUUCACUACAUUUUUAGAUCUGGUCUUUGUAGAUAUUAACCUUACACAUCCCAGCAGUUAAACUGCAUUCUGCACAGUUCAUUUUAUAUCUGUCCAUACUGUUGUAAAAUUAUUUUUUCAAUGUCAAUU
Messenger RNA from Cheilinus undulatus (humphead wrasse), 4640 nucleotides. RefSeq names its product BLM RecQ like helicase (gene blm). Bases 258 to 4469 code for a protein of 1403 amino acids. The record is from RefSeq and is a predicted model, not a curated record. The transcript has 21 exons. Gene Ontology annotation, cellular component: chromosome; nucleus; cytoplasm. Gene Ontology annotation, biological process: telomere maintenance; double-strand break repair via homologous recombination; DNA replication. Gene Ontology annotation, molecular function: hydrolase activity, acting on acid anhydrides, in phosphorus-containing anhydrides; DNA binding; four-way junction helicase activity. NCBI's taxonomy places the organism in Eukaryota, Metazoa, Chordata, Actinopteri, Labriformes, Labridae.